This is a messenger RNA of Dibothriocephalus latus, 429 nucleotides long. The record is from the annotation of a GenBank genome assembly. NCBI's taxonomy places the organism in Eukaryota, Metazoa, Platyhelminthes, Cestoda, Diphyllobothriidea, Diphyllobothriidae.
AUGCUUUCCUUCGAGGCUGAUCUUUUGGUCGCCGCUUUUAAGGCCGAAGAUGAGUUAAUCAUAAAGGCGAGCAAGAUGUCGAAGCCAGAUAAUUCUAACUUACCCCAGCUACUCGCUCCCUGUUCCGCCGCAAUUCAAAAGGUCAUUGAGUUCAAAGAUUCGAAUAGGAAGAGUAAUUACUUCAACAACUUGUCUGCUGUCGCCGAGUCCGUCGCUGCACUAGGCUGGGUCGCAGUUCCUUCGCUACCUGUCAAACAUAUCGAGGAGAUGGUUGAAUCGGGCAAAUUUUACUCAAACCGUGUGCUGAAGGAGUAUAAGGACAAGGAUCAACAACAAGUCGAAUGGGUAAAGGCUCUUAUGGAGGUCUGGAAUCAACUGAAAGCUUUCGUAAAGGCAAAUCAUCCGAGCAGCCUGUCUUGGGGAAGUGGC